CAUAUCCAACUCAAAUUCCUGAAACACGGCAAAAAAACGCUGUCGUUUUGAUGUGUUCAUCGCUUACUUCUGCUGUUUACAGUUAGUAGUUAGUUGUAGCCACCUCUCUACUCAACUCUCUCUGCUUCAAACAAAUGGCAUUUUCCCGUUUCUCUCUUAUUUUCUCUCUCUUCAUUUCUUCCAUUAUCUUUUUCAAUCACUCAGUUAAAUGCGACCAUGAUGAGGAAGAUGAUCUUUAUCAGGGAGUCAACAAGUAUCGCACAUCAUUAAACUUGACAUCUCUAACAAAGAAUGAAAACGCUAAUUGUUUUGCUGAAGAAUUUGCUGAUCAGUUCAAGAAUCAACCUUGUACAAAUACCACAGGUGCUAACACAAUACCAGGUACUGAGCCUCAGUUCUCCAACUAUCCAGAACUUUUAUCUAAAUGCCACUUAAAUAUUUCCGACACAAGAGAUGGAUCUGUAAUGCCUGCCUGUGUUCCUGGCUUGGUUCCAAGCCUUGUCCUUGCUAAUUUCACGGGUUCACUCUACUCGCAAAAUCUCAAUGACUCAAAGUUUACUGGAAUUGGUAUUGGUUCAAAAGAUAAUUGGAUCAUUGUUGUACUGACAACGAACUCUUCUGAUGGAAGUUUUCUUCCUGAUACUUCGAAUGGUGCCAAUUUUAUUUCCAAAAUUGGAUUGGUUUACUGCUCAAUGCUCUUGUUAUUUGGUAACUUUUUUCUGUUUUGACCAAGAUGUUGUUAACUAUAAAUAAUGGAGGCUAUUUUUUUCAGUGAAACAUAGAGGAAUUGUAGUCAUGACUACAUUUGUUGCUUCAAUAUUGUCAAGUGCUUGUAAAAAAAAAGAAUGUAUCUAGGACUGUUAUCUUAUUGUUAUGAGUUAUGAAAAUCAUAAAAAGAUUUUCUUUUGUUUAAAGCUUUUAAGUUUUCCAAAUCAGAACAGGAGCCAAUAAAUUGUUCCA
Cicer arietinum (chickpea) is the source of this 960-nucleotide messenger RNA. RefSeq lists its product as uncharacterized. The record is from RefSeq and is a predicted model, not a curated record. NCBI's taxonomy places the organism in Eukaryota, Viridiplantae, Streptophyta, Magnoliopsida, Fabales, Fabaceae.